Hemicordylus capensis (graceful crag lizard) is the source of this 5121-nucleotide messenger RNA. RefSeq names its product cap methyltransferase 2 (gene CMTR2). Lineage: Eukaryota; Metazoa; Chordata; Lepidosauria; Squamata; Cordylidae. Gene Ontology annotation, cellular component: cytoplasm; nucleus. Bases 392 to 2749 code for a protein of 785 amino acids. Gene Ontology annotation, biological process: 7-methylguanosine mRNA capping. The transcript has 3 exons. Gene Ontology annotation, molecular function: methyltransferase cap1 activity. The record is from RefSeq and is a predicted model, not a curated record.
CAGGUGCCCAGCUUCGCGAAGUGCCCCUGCUGCUUGAAAAGGGAGGAACUGGGAGGCUAACCACGCAUGCGCGAUAAGAACACUAUUCCCCCGGCCGCGCCUUGUAGGAGGAGAAUUGGAAGCGCGCAUGCCCAGUUGGAGAUGGUCUCAGUUCAGGGCUGAUUGUUUGAAGUCGUCGUUCGUACAGAAAUAAGUUUUUUCUCUUAGCGUUGUGCUCACGGUCAGGAGGAAACUUCUUCUGAAUGGGUUCUUAAAGUGAAGGGGGGGCGGGUUCUGUUGCGUGUUAGUGACUGCUAGAGGAUCAGAAUGUAUGGGUGUGUUCUCCUUGCGGCUGAAAUAAGAACACCUGGGCUAUACACCAGCAUCAGGUGGGAUCUGGCCCACCUACAGCAUGUGCCAAAAGGCUGUGAACAGAAAUCACUGCAAUACCUCUGACAGAGUUUGCCUCGGUCUGAAAAUGAACAAACAGAAGGCAGCUUGCGCUGAGCAAACCACAGCCUUUGACCAGUUCAGUCCUGGUAUCAUCGCUGAAAUUGAGAAGCUGUUUGAGAAGAAAUUCUUGUACACCAAACCGCCCAAUAAUGAAUGGCAGCUCCCAGAUCCCAGCCAUGCUUUUACCUGCGACCACAAGGAGUUUGGUGCCCUCGUUGCCCUAAAGGAUUCAUUGAACGAAGUCAAGAACCUGCUGAGUGAUAAGAAACUGGGUGAAUGGCAUCAACACACAUCCUUCACUAACAAAGCAGGGAAAAUCAUUGCUCAUCUUAAGAAAACUGCAAAUGCUGAGUUGUGCACUCAGGCUUGGUGCAAAUUCCAUGAGAUCCUGUGCAGCUUCCCUCUUCUCCCAAGCGACGCUCUCCAAAAUGGAGAGCUCAACUCCAUCCACCUAUGCGAAGCUCCUGGAGCCUUUAUCACCAGCCUCAACCACUACCUAAAGUCUCACCGUAUCCCUUGCGAUUGGAAUUGGGUAGCCAAUACCUUGAACCCAUAUCAUGAAGCCAACAAUACCCUCAUGAUGAUAAUGGAUGACAGGCUUAUUGCCAACACCUUGCCCUGGUGGUACUUUGGCCCUGACAACACGGGGGACAUCAUGACACUGAAACAUCUCACGGGGCUGCAGCACUUCAUAAGCAACAUGGCCAGCGUUCACCUGGUCACCGCGGAUGGGAGUUUUGAUUGCCAGGGAAAUCCAGGCGAACAAGAAGCACUUGUUUCCGCCUUACACUACUGUGAAGCUGUCACUGCCUUAAUGACCCUGGGACUUGGGGGCUCCUUUGUUCUGAAGAUGUUUACUUUGUUUGAACACUGCUCUGUGAACUUGCUGUAUCUGCUGAACUGUUCUUUUGAGGAGGUUCAUGUUGUUAAACCAGCCACUAGUAAAGCUGGGAACUCUGAAGUAUACGUGGUUUGCCUCCGCUAUCAGGGCAGAGAGGCCAUCCACUCACUCUUGUCCAAGAUGAUGCAGAACUUUGGGACAGAAGUGGUCGAGAAGGCCCUCUUUCCCCAGCAUUUAAUUCCAGCAUCUUUCCUGAAAGUCCAUGAAGAUUGCUGUUCCUUCUUUUACAGGCACCAAACAGAGACCAUUUCUGAGAAUCUCAGACUCUUUCAGUAUAUGGGCGAGGUGGAGCAGGCAAGGCUCAGCAUUUUCCGGGACUGUGCUGUGGAGUUCUUCCUGAAGAGGUUCCAGAUGAAAUCGAUUGCUCGAAGUAACUGGCUGGUGAAGAGGCCCCAUGCUGGCUGCAGCAUGAACUCCAAAUGGUGUGGGCAGAGGAACAAAUAUUUUUGCACGUACAACGAAAGGAAACUGCUGGAAUCUCUGUCCUGGGAAGAAAAAGUGGCAAAGGGUUGUCUGAACCAGUGGGCCGAAGAGCACUCCCUCAACACUGUUGGGAAAAGCUGCAUUUUGGAAGGGAGGUCUUGUGAUCUGGAGUGCCGCUUAUGGUAUAUCUUGGAGGGGCAAAGGUUGCCAGGAGUGAAAUGUUCACCCUUCUGUGAUGGUGAGGCCUUGAAGAGCCUCAACGAGGCUCUUGAAAAGUCCAUAGUCGGAAAAGUGAGCAUUGGCUCCCUUGCAAGACUGAUACAGCAAGAGUGCCCAUCUUGCCACAUCUUUACAGAAUCGUCCAUACUCUCCCAAUUGUCUGAUCUUAUGGAGUGUUGUAAAGGGUUUCCCAACGAUGGUUGCACCAAACAAACAAAGUGCCUGGUUGUUGGCUUGCCAUCAUUUUGUGGUGCCGGACUCCAGUCUGGCUUGGAGGUGAAGCCCCUGGAGACAACAUUGCUCUUGACUUUCACCUGUUCUUUACUUCACGAUGGAGAACCAAAAUAUCAACAAGAACUCCUGGAAUGCCUCUUGCGCUCAUUUUCUCAGCUUCAGCUGGGGGACGCUUUGGUUCUGCCUGUGCUCUCAUGCCUUACCCGCUUCACGGCUGGCUUAGUCUUCAUACUGCACAGCUGUUUCCAGCGCAUCUCGUUUGCUUGCCCCACAGCAACCCAGCCUCUGGAGACCAGUGCUGUCCUGCUGUGUGCUGGAUAUCAAGGGCUUCCGGACCCAGUUUUCCAGUACCUGCAACAACUGAACAAGCUCAUGGGCACUUUGCUUGAUUCGGACUCUCCACAGCAGGUCUUGCAAUUUGUGCCGAUGGAGAACCUUUUGAAGGGGCUGCUGUUGGAGUUCCUAUGGGACCUAAACACUGCAAUUGCAAAAAGACAGUUGCAUUUGAUUAUCCAAGUUGAGCAGCAGCAAAUCACAUAAACUUUUUAAAAAUGUUUAAAAUAGCAAGUUACCAUGGCCCCUUUAAGUCGAGUAACUCAGUGCUUUAUUUUUAAGAUUUAUUCCCUAAAUCGUAGGGAGGUUCUUAUUUCUGAUUUUGAGACACAAGGCCUCUUUUCCUCUAUUGCACAUCAUGGCCUGCUGUGUACAUUUUUGCAGGCAAGGAUCUGUGUAAUUUAUUUUGCAGAAUCAUACCAGAAGUGUUGGAGAAAGAGCCCGUUGCUUUUUGUAAGCCCAGUCCAAAUUCACCUAGCUCAGUCUUUCACAACCUGGGGGCCUCCAGAUGUUGCUGAGCUACAGCUCCCAUAAUCCCCAGCUAAAAUAAAUUGUAGCUGGGAGUGAUGGGAUUGUAGUCCAGCAACAUCUGCAGGCGCCCAGGUUGGGAACCACUGAGCUAGCUGUCUGCUUGUUGGAAUAUCUCACUGGCCUCCUUCAGUUUCAGCCACAGCUGUGUGGGAGUUCCUUCCCCAUAGUGUGAUCUUAUACUACUGGGGAGUCUUGUCUUUCUCUCUGUCUUGUGUAUCUGUGGAGCAAAUCACUUGGAUCCUUCCCAACUUAUUGAGGCCCUGCUGGAAGAGCAACCACUGGUAGGUAAAGUACAUGUUUGCAUCAUACAUGCACACUCCCCUGUGGUGUAGAAUUGUGCCAUUGUUGGGUGCAAAUGAAGAGAGCAGUUAUGGUUGUUUGGAGACUAAAUCCAUCUCUUCUACUGGCAUUGGCCAGGUUUCACAUGUACUUUCUUCCUUCCUCUCUCUUUUGAACUGAGGAGCUAUUAUGUCUUAUUGCUGUACUGUCAAAUGUGCUCUCAUUGAAAUAAUCUCAUGGGAAACAUUUGGCAUGGUCCAGUUACAGAAGGUCUUUCUGCUCCUGGAUUACCAUUCUGUGUUUCAAACAGCCCCUCUCUGAGGCUGUCUUGGAGAUAUUCAUUGGUCACAAGAGCCAACUAAAAUUGACCCAUCCGAAAAGAUUGCAUAGACGCUUAUUCAGGGCUGUACAACUUCAACCAGCUGUUGUUGGAUGACAACUCCCAUCAUCCCUGAUUACUGGCCACUGUGGCUGGGGAUGAUGGGAGUUGUACUCAAAUAGCUGGAGAGCUGAAGUUGUGUGCCCCUAUUAUUCUAGUUGUAGGAGCUAUGUUGAGUAGCAUAUCAUGUGAAUUUGUGCCAUUGAGAAACAUGAUCCUCAGGCACACUUGGUGCAUUGGGUUUUUUUAAAGUUUUCUAUUUGCCCUUUUCUGAUUUGUCACGGUGGGCUUGGCAUGAUUGCGCAAAGACAGGGAUUGGAGUCUUAACUACAGUGUGGGCAGUUCCACUGGAAGAAUGUGGAGUGACUGUUCAGGCCAUCUUGGUAUGUGAAUAACAAGUAAUUAUUGUGUUGGUACUAAGCAGCAAGAGCUCUCUGAUGGUUCGAGCAGAUUUAUUAUGGAAGCAGCAUUCAGCCUGGCCACCUAUCUCCUGCCCAGAUGUUAAGUGAGGCCUGGAGUUACUUAUCGUACGAUCCCUGGAAGUUUCUUUCUCAGGAUUUGUCCAAGAGACAAAAAGGAGCUGUGCCAAAGUAAAAUGCUUGAUUUGAGGCUUAGCCUAGAGUUCCUGAUGAACUGUGUUCAUAAUGUGUACAAUUUGGAGGCAAAUGUAUAUCUGGCAUUGAUUGCUAUUUCCAGAGAGCUGCAAGAUGGGGGAGGGUGGAGAACAUAACUUGCAGGAGAGAACUGAAGGGGGGGUAUUUUCCCUUGCAAAUCCUCCUUAUCCAGCCAUUCCCCCUCGAAUGUUUCCCACACUGUGGAAAUGAAAAACAGCUGGAGGAGGGUGAUUACAGGGGUUUAGAGUGGUGGAAGGGAUCAAGCUACCCCUUACCAUUUUACCAUUCUUUGGCAGCAAUCAGGGUUCUCAAGCAGUAUUCCCUGUGAUGGGGCUUCUCAGAUGUGGACUACAAGUCCCAUCAUCCCCAGCUGCCAUAUCCCUGAUUUUUUGGGGGGGAUGAGUUCUCAUUUUACAAAUAUAUUCAGUGUAUCUGGAGGGCUCCAGAUAAAGUUAAGUUGGGCUGAUAAUCCUUGCUUUGUGUUGGAUUUCAUUUAUUGCCCAAAUGAUUUUCUUCCCUAGUUUGCACACUUCUGGUUCUUUCUCUCUCCCUCACUCCUUGGCUCCCCCCACCCCACCCCAGCUAUCAAAAGCGCGGUUGACAUUUUUCUGGAAUAAAUGGCGUGAAGGUCACUUCUCCAUGUUGAUCUCUGAAUUGACUGUUUUUAUUUCGCUGGACCUUCAUAAAUUAUGAGCACAAAGGAAAUUUCAGCUGCAGAGAAGAGUUUAAAAAAUAAAACCUUUUGUGGAUUUUGAAAAUAAAAAACCUAUUCCGUU